CCGCCACCGCCACCGCCAACCGCGCCCCCGCACCGCCGCCCGCUUCCUGCAUGACUGUCACAAAGAUGUCCUGGCGACCGCAGUACCGCAGCUCCAAGUUCCGGAACGUCUACGGGAAGGUGGCCAACCGCGAGCACUGCUUCGACGGCAUCCCCAUCACCAAGAACGUGCACGAUAACCACUUCUGCGCCGUCAACGCCCGCUUCCUGGCCAUCGUCACUGAGAGCGCGGGCGGCGGCUCCUUCCUCGUCAUCCCCCUGGAGCAGACCGGCAGGAUUGAGCCCAACUACCCCAAGGUCUGUGGUCAUCAGGGCAACGUGCUGGACAUCAAAUGGAACCCCUUCAUCGACACCGUCAUCGCCUCGUGCUCCGAGGACACGUCGGUGCGGAUCUGGGAGAUCCCCGAGGGCGGGCUGAAGCGGAACAUGACGGAGGCCCUGCUGGAGCUGCAUGGGCACAGCCGGCGCGUGGGGCUGGUCGAGUGGCACCCCACCACCAACAACAUCCUGUUCAGUGCCGGCUAUGACUACAAGGUCCUCAUCUGGAACCUGGACGUGGGCGAGCCGGUGAAGAUGAUCGACUGCCACACGGACGUGAUCCUGUGCCUGUCCUUCAACACGGACGGCAGCCUGCUCACCACCACGUGCAAGGACAAGAAGCUGCGCGUGAUUGAGCCCCGCUCUGGCCGGGUUCUGCAGGAGGCAAGCUGCAAAAACCACAGAGUGAACCGGGUGGUGUUCCUGGGGAACAUGAAACGGCUCCUCACGACGGGGGUCUCCAGGUGGAACACGAGACAGAUCGCCCUCUGGGACCAGGAGGACCUGUCCAUGCCCCUGAUCGAGGAGGAGAUUGAUGGCCUCUCUGGCCUCCUGUUCCCCUUCUACGACGCCGACACCCACAUGCUCUACCUGGCUGGAAAGGGGGACGGAAAUAUCCGGUACUACGAGAUCAGCACGGAGAAGCCCUACCUGAGUUACCUCAUGGAGUUCCGAUCCCCGGCUCCGCAGAAAGGCCUGGGGGUCAUGCCCAAACACGGCCUGGACGUGUCGGCCUGCGAGGUGUUCCGCUUCUACAAGCUGGUGACGCUCAAGGGCCUCAUCGAGCCCAUCUCCAUGAUCGUGCCGCGGAGGUCGGAUUCCUACCAGGAAGACAUCUACCCCAUGACGCCAGGCACGGAGCCAGCUCUGACCCCGGACGAGUGGCUGGGAGGCAUCAACCGAGAUCCCGUGCUGAUGUCUUUGAAAGAAGGCUACAAGAAGUCAUCGAAACUGGUAUUUAAGGCUCCCGUCAGAGAAAAGAAGAGUGUCGUGGUCAACGGCAUAGACUUGCUAGAAAACGUCCCACCCCGGACGGAGAACGAGCUCCUCCGCAUGUUCUUCCGGCAGCAAGACGAGAUCCGGCGGCUGAAAGAGGAGCUCACCCAGAAAGACAUCCGCAUUCGGCAGCUGCAGCUGGAGCUGAAGAACUUGCGCAACAGCCCCAAGAACUGCUAGCUCCCGCGGGGGCUGCCGGCCAAGCCGGCCCCUGAACGGCCCCUUCUCCACCGCCCCCAGAGACAGAGCCAGGACUGGAGCCGGCCGUGGACCGGAAGCAGACCUUUGACCUUCUGACCCCUCCUCUCCUGGACCCCCCCACCCCAGCGGGCAGCCCCUUUCGCUGCCACAGCCCCCGCCCCCGGCGCCCCCUGGGGCCAGGCCUCCCCUCCGCGGGGUGAGGACCACAGACUCUCUUAGGACAGAGGAGGAGGCGGGGCCACAGCUAGACUUAGAACUUGAACUUGGCCCUCCCGCAGGGGAGGGGACUGUAGGCCCCCUGAGCCCUCCAGCUGCGCUCUGUCUCUCCCCGCCCCCGGCCCCCUUGUCUUCAGGGAACCCAGAGGAUGCUCUCCAAGGCCAUAAUGACCCCUUGCCUUCCCGUGAUUCUGCUCAGAGCUCUUGCACACCCUUUUCCCACUUAACUGGUGAGCCAGGCAGGGUAGGCUCACGUGACAAGUGACAGAACCGAGGGUCCCAGAGGGGAAGCGACUUACUGAGUCACCCAGCAGGUCAGGCCCAGGCCCCUGGCUGUUCAGUCCCCACUUCCCAGGGCCUUGCCAACCCUACCAUGGGCUUCCCCAGAAAGGACUGGAAGCCACACCUCCCGUCUGCCCAACACCGGCCGUGCCAACAUGCCACACUGCCCGUUGAGGCCCCUCACGCGCCCACACCCUCUGCUCUGCUCGUCCCCCCGGGGGGCUCCCCCUGAGAUGAGGCCUCUUCCUCCUGGCAGCUGAGGCUGAGAAAGGUGGGGCCUGGCCCUGGGGCAGGCAGAACAGGGCUCCCCGGGGGCUUCCGGGCGUGCACAGCGUGUCCCCCACUCCGCGAUCUCAGCCACUUCCAGCCUUAGCCCCGUGGAACGACCUCGGUCACUCGCAUCCGUACAGCACUUUAACGUUUACACGGAGGAUCUCACGGAGCCCCACGUCUGCGGAAGCCCAGGGGCGCGGCCCCAGGUCGCACCCCACCUUGGGACGCUGCCGCGUUGCAUGGGGUCUCUCCACGUUUUCCUUCUGUUUUGUUUUCCCUUCUUUCUCUCCGCCUUUCAUUUCCACUCCAUGCAGAGUCCAGAGUCACCGUUGUCAGAAAAGUCACAGUUUGGGGGGCGAGAUCUGAGGAUUAACGUCCACGCUUCACUCUGGAGCCAGGAGCUACCUGCCGUGCUGUAGCCACGCCUGCUUUGCCCUGGCCACCCUGCAGGACAGCCUGUGUGCAGAGGCCAGGUGAGCUGGACAGGGAGGAGCCCCUCACCCCUCCAAGACCCCUGCCCCUCUCCAGCCGGCUCAGGCAGGGUCUCUGCCCCCAGCCCACAGAUGGACUGCAUUAGCUCUCAUCUCCCCACCACACACCUCCACGCUUUUUUUUUUUUUCUUCCCCACUGACCUCGUGGUCUUCUGUGAUUAUUUAUGCUGCCUCCUAAGGAUAGAAUUGAAAUAAAAAGUU
This is a messenger RNA of Lepus europaeus (European hare), 2978 nucleotides long. It is a transcript of the gene CORO2B, whose product is annotated as coronin 2B. The coding region runs from base 51 to 1493 and encodes 480 amino acids. The record is from RefSeq and is a predicted model, not a curated record. Gene Ontology annotation, biological process: actin filament organization. Gene Ontology annotation, molecular function: actin filament binding. Lineage: Eukaryota; Metazoa; Chordata; Mammalia; Lagomorpha; Leporidae. The transcript is spliced from 12 exons.